GUUUUUUCUUUUGCAUUCUUUUCCUAUUACAAAUACCUGGCAAGGGGAGGCGCGCUUGCUCCCUCGCACGCUCCAAGCAAGGUCACAAACUCCCAGGUGAUCGUGAGAUGCUUAAUUAACUACCUGUCCUCCAUGCACACCUCUCUGCCGUAUGGGGACACAGGAUGUUCAUGUGUGUAGGACCUGAGCAAAAUUAUCCCACUAACUUGAAGCUUGUGGAGUGUGUGGGAAGCGAUGGAGGGCGACAGUAUUCCUGAGAGGCUGCUGGAUACUGCCGACACAGCUUCCACCAGUGACACCUCCCAGGCACAGGUCAAUCUUGCCUUUGAGCCAACAGGAUCCUCGCAAGAGAGCAGUGAUGAGGCUGAAAAGAAGGAGGGAGACAGUGGCAGUACAUUGGCAGAGAAGCCUGAACCACCAGAAGGUAGCUCAAGUUCCCCCAAGAUUGACCGUCUGCCAAUCUUGGAAGAGCCCACUGUGCAGCGCCACUUGAGGACAGACAGCCAAUUGUCCUCAAGUGAGGCGUCCUUCACUCCAAGCUCAGAGCCAGAUGUGGGGCGCAGGGAUGACGUGGAGGGCUGGACCACUCUGCCGCCCACCAACAGAGGCGUGGAGUAUAGUGAGGCUGCAACGCUACCCCUUGGCUGUCCCAGUGUGGGGGAGAAGAUCAAUGAGUGGGACAGCCGCACAGACAAGUUCACAGACAAGAAGGAGUCGAAGGGGUGUGAUGCCUGCUGCCGCUGCCUCCUCCGGUCCAAACACAAGCUGCCAGAGCACCCCACCAUGGCCCAGCGCAUCCACUACUCCCUCACCUGCCCUCCACAUGGCAAGGUGGCCGACAUCCUGCUGUGGCUGGUGAUUGGCACAGCGGUGUGGGGGUGCCUCAUCUGCAUCACGGGGCAGCUGGCACUGCCCGGCGGGAACCUGUUCAGCCUGGCAGUACUGUACAUGGCAGCGGUGCUAUCUGGCCGGGCAGCAGCGGCGGUGGGCAUGCCUCCCUUGCUGGGUAGUCUGGUGGCUGGCAUUCUCUUUGAGAGUGUGCCAGGCAUCAAUGCUGUGGGGCACAACGUGGAUGUCUUCUGGUCGUCUGUCAUCAGGAACCUGGUGCUGGUGAUCAUCCUGCUACGUGCCGGCCUGGGACUGGACCCAGCGGCGCUGCGGAAGCUGAGUUGUGUGGUGCUGCGGCUGGCCUUCCUACCCUGUGUGGUAGAGGCUGUGGUGGCUGCCCUCAUGGCCAAGCUUCUCCUCAGCUUACCUUGGCUCUGGAGCUUUAUGCUGGGGUUUGUCGUGGCUGCGGUGUCACCAGCGGUGGUGGUGCCAGGCCUGCUGAAGUUGGCGGAGGAAGGGUACGGUGUGGAGGCCGGCAUCCCCACCUUGGUCAUUGCUGCUGCAAGCCUGGAUGACGUCCUGGCCAUCACUGGGUUCAGUGUCAUGAUGGGCCUGGCCUUUGCUGAGGGCUCCCUGGUCUGGACGCUGGCCAAGGGGCCGCUGGAGGUGGUGGCAGGCCUGGUGUAUGGCGUGGUGUUUGGGGCGCUGUGCUGGGUGCUGCCCCACCAGGAGAGCAAAGACAGGCCUGCCUUCAAGUUUGUCAUUCUCUUCUUCCUUGGUUGUCUUGGCAUGUUUGGCAGCCACAAGGUUGGCCUGGAGAGCUCUGGACCCAUUGCUGUGUUGUCCCUCGCCUUCGUGACUGGCCUGGGAUGGAGACAGUCAGCCAACAAGGAUGAGGAGGUGAGCGGGUACUACCGAGCAUUGUGGGAAGUGUUCCAGCCAGCUCUCUUUGUCCUCAUCGGAGCGGAAAUUGAUGUUGGCAGGAUAGAUGCUGGCACCAUUGGCUGGGGUCUGCUGGCACUGUUGGUGUGUCUCAGUCUGCGCGUGGCCACCUCCUUCCUGGUGGUGAUGGGUGCCGGCUUCUCUCUGCUGGAGCGCCUCUUCAUAGCCAUCGCCUGGCUGCCCAAGGCCACUGUUCAGGCUGCCAUUGGCUCUCAUGCGCUGGACUAUGUGAGGCGACAUGGAAAUGAUCCAGAUGACAUCUUCAGAGGACAACAAGUGGUAACCAUUGCUGUCAUGGUGAUCCUGGUCACUGCACCAAUAGGAGCUGCUGCCAUCAAGCUCACCGGCCCUAAGUUCCUCGCCAGGCACCAGUCCCAUGACUCUCAGGCUUAGCUGUCUGCUUCAUCAUCAGAAGCAAGCAUAAGCAUCCAAGGGAAUCUGGAAGAAAGAUGAUACCAUCUCUCACCCUCACCCAAAACACUUCUCUGGCCUUCUCUUGCAGCACUGUCAUACUCAUGUCCACCAUCACACUGCUGUGACUCCUCCACUCAUCUGCUGCUCUGUUUGUGAAUCCAGUUUUGCCCAUAAGAACUAAAAGAAAAGCUGUAAGAAAUCAAUAACCCUUCAUAGGUGACCCUGUAUUAUGUACAUACUUAUAUCCAUCUCUCCUGUCCAUAAUUUUGCCUAAUAGUUUCUUAAAGCACCCUACCAUCUCUGAUCAAGGAGUCUAUUCCAGUCAUCUACUAUCUUAUGUUCACAUUUUCUGUCCAUAAUUUUUGCCUCAUAGUCUCUGAAAGCACCUUCUGUCUCUGCAUGAAAAGUCUGAUCAAGGAGUGUAUUCCAGUCAUCUACCACCUGAUAUGAGAGCCAAUAUCCUCCUGUCUUUCUUUGUGUACAUUAGUGCCUUGUUUCUGUCAGGCAAUGAGAGAUUUCAAGUUACAUUUGAUAAAGUAAUGAAGUAUGAAAUGUUUGCACCUCUUAUUUCUUCACUUUCCUUAUUUUAGCAGGGAUUACAUUUACAUGACUCAGAUAAAUAUCAACAGAUGGGUGUAAUACUUUAGUAAGUGAUAUAUGUACUUGUAAGGCUGAUAUGCAAUGAUGUAUUACUGUUAUUGUUUUACUAUUACAUGUUCCUGUACCUCUGUGUUCAAGUCUGUUAAGGUUGUGUUGUAUUUAUAACCCACAUUGGCAUUGUGUUUAUUCUUCCAACUCUUACUGGAAAUGUGUCAUGAGUCAUGUACUGCCCCAAUUUAUGUCUUUCUGUGUAAAUUACUUGGAGAUUUAAUAUAAUGGAAGAAUAAACAAUGCUGUGGAUGCACCGAGGCCAUGGCGUAAGUUAUAAGAUUCUCAUGAGUGUUGCAAUAGAGAGGAACAUUGAGCCGUCCACACUGGUGUCUGACACAGGGCUUGCUGGGCCCGAGCUGUGGGAAUACAGGACUGCUGGGGACCUUUCAGCUCAUACAAUGCUUCUCCCAUCCUCAUCCAUCAGUCUACCUAAGUAUCUUGUUGAGCUUUCUAUUAUAAUCUGUGUAUUGCCAAACUUCAAGUGGAUUUUGGUCUGCCUUCACUGUCCUGUACAUUUGUGGCUGCCACCAGAUUGCCAAGACUGUUUCCGUUUAUUUUCUGGCUGUCUGUUUCAGAAAGCUGUCUAACUUGAACACAUUGUAAAUAAUGGCUGCUCUAUUUGUCUUCUACUGUACUCAAAAGCCAGGUCAUGUGUUUGUUUCCUAAAUCAAAGUUGAACCCAUUGUUCCAAAUUCUGGCGGUUCUAUCUCUCUACUUUAUUCAUGAAUCAGGUCCUUCCUUUCUGUUUCUUAAAUCUAACUUGAAACCAUUGCUUCAAGUCCUGGCUGUUCCAUCUAUCUUCUACUACAUUCAUGAACCAGGUCUCCUCUAUCUAAUGUGAACUCACUGCUCCAAAUCUCCAAAUCCAGCCCGUUUCAUUUAUCUUCUGCUCUAUUUGUGAUCCAGGUCUUCUAUAUCUGUCUGCCUCCUAACCCACUGCAGGGCCCAUCAGCCAGCCAGCCAGCCUCUGUACCAGCACACAUUUAGGCAGUGCAGUGUGAUCAAAACAAAAGCUUUGAGGAAUGUUUAUGUUUUGCUUUUGUGAUACCAAUGUACAAGCAACUGUGGCCUUACUGAAUUCCUGCAUAUGUGUGUGUGUACUUAGAGCAUUGCAUAGAAUAUCAUUGUUACUCAGAUAACUGCCUCAUUGUUGCUGCUUUCCUCAAGUGGGGAGCUAUAUUACAUGAGUAAAUUAGUUUAUGCUCAUGUGUUUUGUAUCAUGAGAUUAUUCUAUGUGUAUUUGUAAAGAGACAUGAUAUGGAUUUCCACUAUGUUAUUUUCUAUGUGGAUAAAGUGUUUGUACCAAGGAAUGUGUGAACCUGCCCAUCUUAGACUUCUCCCUGUAUUUGGUCUUGCCUGAUCUAAUUUUGUUCUCACAAAGUUCAGGAAGUGUUGAAAAGUGGCAAACAUUUCACAUCCUCCACUUGGUACAACCGUGAACCUUUAAAAUCUGGGUGGCUUCUGGGAACAUAUGAAAUCAGUCCAUACUAACUUGAAAUUCUACAAAACUUGAUACUUUUUAUACUGACAAUUUUAGCAGACACUAUGUACACACAGCUUAUUGAUUUCAAGAAAGCACCAAAAAUUGUAAGCUAGUUUUAUGCUGAGAAUUUUAGCAGACACAAAACACACAUCACCAAAAAUUAUAAAAAACUACACACUUCGUAACUAAGAAUUUUAGCAGACAAAACACGCAGGUCAUUGAUUUUAAUAUAAUACUCGUGAAUUUUAGUAGAACCAUGUAAUCUUAGCCUGAACAAAAGUAUCAGCACCUAGAAAACUCAACAAAAUCAUGUAAUCUUGGCCUUAAAACAGCCACCAGAUUCUGAGGAUCAAUCAUUCUCCUCGGACAGUUCACGUCACCACUUGUGUCAGCUGGGAGAUUCAUACAAACACUGCAUUGUGAGGCAAACCAUUAGUAAUUCAGGGACAAGCCAUCUAGAUGCUGUAUUCUCUCUCAUUGGUUUUUCAUUAUAAGAUCUGAUAAUUUUGCUACAUGUUAUCUGUCUGUCUCUGUCUGAUGCCUUGCUUUCACUAGGUGCCUCUAUCUUUCUGAUCUUUAUGAUUAAAUGACCUUCCUCUCCUAUGAAAGUGCUGCCUUACUUUUAUACACAUUAUAUUAAGCUCUUAACUCUAUAUUCAAACCUUCCUCUCCACUGUCACUUGCAUACACAUUAUUUUGAGCUCUUCACUCUUCAUUCUCUGUAUGUUAAACAAUAUUGAAGUUAAAUAUGCUAGAAUGCUUGAGCACAUGGGGGGAAAUGGGUGAAAGGUUAGAGCAAGCAAGGAUGGGAUGCAAAGACAGGAAUGAAUGAACACUGUUGCAGCCGUCCACUUCACUAGUUCCUCAGAAGUGGCAUCAGAUAUAGACAGAUUGAUAAGUAGGAGGCAAGACAGAUAUACCUUCUCUGUUGCUGUGAUGCAUUGUUAAGUCACUGUCUUAUAGUUUAUAUAUAUAUAUAUAUAUAUAUAUAUAUAUAUAUAUAUAUAUAUAUAUAUAUAUAUAUAUAUAUAUAUAUAUAUAUAUAUAUAUAUAUAUAUAUAUAUAUAUAUAUAUAUAUAUAUAUAUACACAGAAGCUAUUAUAUAUUUACAUUACUGUUUGUGUCAAUAGAAGUAAUAUGUAAGAGAUAGUAUACUAGAAAUAGCUCUGUGCUGUUUUGUGAUGCAUUAAUGUAAGUACUUGCAGUAUGAUAGGCAAUUAUUUCCAGUAAAGUAAUAGGAAGGUUAUUCCACUCACUGGCAACAAACACCAGCUUACCCUUAAUUCCUGCGUGUGUGCAUGCCUGGCUAUAAGGAGCACCACUGACAAGACUGCCUUACUCUUCCUGUUGCUGGGAAAAUCAUUUAGGGUCUUACAUUUGUAAUACAACUUGAGCCAUUUAACAUUUGUACUUAACUUCUGAAUGUGUGUGCAAUUUUCGAUCUCAUUAUUUGAUUUCAUGAUAUCGAAGUGCAAUAUUGCAUACUUAACUAAUGAGUAUUUGAAUGUCACCAGGUAUUUUUACUGCAAGAUGUGUACCAGUUGGAAAAUGACAUACAUUCCCCAGAAUACUUUCACACUGAUGUAAAAUGAGCCAUAUGUUUUACUCCCAUGAAUAAUAAUUUUAAUUUCAGAAA
This is a messenger RNA of Scylla paramamosain (green mud crab), 5954 nucleotides long. Its product is annotated as sodium/hydrogen exchanger 9B2-like. Gene Ontology annotation, cellular component: membrane. Lineage: Eukaryota; Metazoa; Arthropoda; Malacostraca; Decapoda; Portunidae. The record is from RefSeq and is a predicted model, not a curated record. Gene Ontology annotation, biological process: proton transmembrane transport. Gene Ontology annotation, molecular function: antiporter activity. The transcript is spliced from 14 exons. Bases 235 to 2163 code for a protein of 642 amino acids.